Molecule: messenger RNA, 1969 nt
Organism: Pseudocercospora fijiensis CIRAD86
Lineage: Eukaryota; Fungi; Ascomycota; Dothideomycetes; Mycosphaerellales; Mycosphaerellaceae
Exons: 1
Coding region: 224-1969 (581 amino acids)
Biological process (GO): NAD+ metabolic process; NADP+ biosynthetic process
Molecular function (GO): NAD+ kinase activity
Source: RefSeq, a predicted model, not a curated record
CAAUCCCGCAUAACGUUAUCUGGCCACCAUCUCGUCCAUCACGAUGGCCUCGACUAAGACCAGUGCGACCGUCCUCCAUCUUAUCACCAUCUUUCAGCGGUAGCCAUCCAUCUCCGUUGAACGCCGAACAUAGACCGCAUCGCAUAUCAUCUACCACUCUACGAAUCCACGUGUUCUUCUCUGCGGCGCACAUGCUGUAAUUCCAACAUCUCGCGAAGCCGCCAUGGAAGAUCGAAAAUCGCAGACUAGCUCGCCUCACAAUGGCGGCCAAAUCACGCCGCGUACUGCAAUGGGCGAGGCACUCGCGAGGACGCCUUUGCGACGAGAUUCAUUCGAUCGCCCAAAUGGAAUGCCCAUGCUCGACAGCACACCGCGACGAUUUUCCACAGGCGCCGCCCGAGUCCCUAUGCCUGCACCCCAGGUCAUGGUAGCCUACACUGUUGCCGAAGAGAUUCUCGAGGAGAAGCGGUCGCGAACGCCGCGAGAACAGGAAGAUCUUUCGGCAACCAGGGCGAGAUUCAGCAUGAGUUCGGAUGUACCGUCCAUCGCAAGGCUAGCUGCUCUGACCAGCCCUUGCUUUUUCCACAAAAGAUUUGGAGAUGCCGUGAAUAUAGAAAAGGUGCUGGAGGAAAUCAAAGGCGACGAUCAACUGUCGCAUAGCAGACUCAUGCAGACUGCUGCGAGCGUGAGGGAGGUCUCUAGACAGCUUCAGAGACGACCUCUCAAACGUGCGGUACGAAACGUCAUGAUUGUUACGAAAGCGCGGGACAAUACACUCGUCACUCUCACGAGAGAACUGGCAGAAUUUCUGCUCGCCACUCCGCGAUACGGGAAGGAUGUCGGUGUCAAUGUUUGGGUAGAUUCUAAACUGAGGAAAUCGAAACGAUUCGACAUGGACUCGUUGUUCGCGCAAGACGAGCGGUUUGCGGACAUGCUGCGCUUAUGGACACCUGCCUUGUGCUUGGAACGUCCAGAGUUAUUUGACUUGGUCAUCACUCUUGGAGGAGACGGCACCGUCCUAUACACUUCUUGGCUAUUUCAACGCAUCGUGCCACCGGUGCUGUCAUUCUCACUGGGCUCGCUGGGUUUCCUGACGAACUUCAAUUUCGAGAUGUACAAGGAGCAGCUGAAUCGUGUCAUGGGCGAACAAGGCAUGAGAGUCAACCUGCGAAUGCGCUUCACAUGCACCGUAUACCGAUCAGCUGCUUCAUCGGUAGUGGCGUCAUCGGCCGCAUCGACAACUAGUCUAUCAACAGCAACGAGCAACUACGGCAGCAGUGAAAGUCAGAGCACCAAGAUUGAAGGCGAGACGCACGAAGUCUUGAACGAAUUGGUUAUUGACCGAGGUCCAAGCUCUUACAUCUCCAGCUUGGAUCUCUACGCAAACGAUAGUCUGCUCACUCGGAUCAGCGCAGACGGUAUCAUUCUGAGUACGCCUACAGGAAGCACGGCAUACUCGCUGAGCGCCGGAGGAAGCCUGGUUCAUCCAGACAUCCCGGCUAUAUUACUAACCCCCAUAUGUCCCCACACACUAUCCUUUCGACCAAUGCUGCUGAACGACGACAUGGCAUUGAAGGUGGCGAUACCUUCCACUGGCAGAGGUGGAGCAUUUGUAUCAUUUGAUGGCAAGGGUCGUGUAGAGCUUGGUCGUGGCGACGAGGUGGUUGUCCGGGCUUCGCAAUACCCCUUCCCCACCGUUAUGGGCCAACCUCUGGAGUGGUUUGACAGCAUAUCUCGCACAUUACGCUGGAACACUCGCGCCGCGGAGCAGAAAGGCUGGGCAGGUGGUGCCGAGGGCGACGGAGCGGAGUUUGUCGAAACUGAUGAGAGCGUCAAACACGACGUACGCAAGGAACCGGAAUUUGAUAUAGAUUUUGAUGACGAUGGUGAAACUGUGAGUGCUAAAGACAGCGGCUAUGGCAAUUCGGAGUCUGGAGGCAUUGGUGCAUCGGAUUUGAGGUGGGCUUGA